CCCAGCUCUAGCCCCCUCCUUAAACAUUUUCCUCUCCUCCCUCUCCUGUCAGUUUCUGAACUAGUUCAACUAGCUACAGCCCUAGCUCCCUGACACCUAGCUCCCCGUUCUCCCCUCCCAUCUCAGGCUUUCUCCAGAGUGGGAGGGGAGCAUCUGGAGAGGGGGGCAUUCCCCCCCAAUCUUCCUUCCCCUUCUCAAUUCGAUGGAGUGGCCUCUACCCCAGAUGACCUGGGUGGGAUUCUUCAUCGGGUUCUUGGGUUCCUGUGCCAAGGCCUUUCUGAUCCAUAACCCUGGGCUGGAUGCCUGCCUACAGGUGGACCCCCAGGGUGGGGAGCAGAUCUCCCUGGUCACUUGCCACCUUGACGCUGAGCCCCAGCAGUGGGGCUGGGACCCAGUCAGUCGAGCCCUUUUUAGUCUGCAUGUCCCCGGGUGCCUUGCCAUAGGGGAGGCUCGGGAGUUUGCUGUGGCCCAACUGAGCCACUGUGGGGGCCCCCUGCACCAGACUUGGGGCUGCUCCCGUAAGGGGCACUUGAGCCUGCAGGGCCUCGGUCUCCACCUCCACGGACGGCUUAAUGCUCAGGAGAUCUUUGUUCUCCGUCGGAAGGACAAGUUCAGUCGUUGGAAGGCGGUGCCCGGAAUGGCCAACGUCUGCUCUGAGACUCCCGGGCCAGGCAUUGGGGACCAGCGUCGUGACCAGGAGCCCAUCACAGCCAAAGCUGAAACCACUGUUUCUCUGGAGCGAAAUGAGGAGGACCUGUCUUCGAAGCUCUCUGUAGGAACAGCCAACGUCACUCCCACUAGCAACUUCACCCAUACACCUUCCCCAACUUGGGUGGAGGGAGCUCUGGUGGCAGAGAAAGGGAAAAACUGGAAAACAGCUAUGAUGAUCCUGAGCCCAUUAGCAGUUGUCCUGGGAGUCAUCAUCCUCAUCCUCAAUAUCUGUUACAACAGGAAAAAGAAAAAGAAAGCUCUAGAAAACUAUUCCCAGAGUGGUCCAAGGGCCACGUUACUACCUAAGGGGGAGCUAUCGCUAGGCCAAGGAAGCCCAGGAACUCCUGAUUUACCCAUCUCCUUUGCCCCACCCCUACAGCAUGGGGAGAUACUCAUUGAAUGGAAAGAUGGCAGUAUUACCCCCCUCUUUGUCAGCCCGUCAUCUGAAUGAUUAAUCCAACCUGCAUCUUUCAAGGGCCUGCUUUGUGCCUAGUCCUGUCCUGCAAUGAGGGAGAGAAAGAGAAGGCACAAGUCUUGGAGUUUAUUAGAUCUGUGCCUCCAACCUAGACCUGGUCCUCCUCCUGGGAGAUAAGAGAAAUCAAAGACUCAAGUUUAUUAGACCUAAUAAUCUUAGACUCGGUUCUUUCCUCUGGAAAUUUCUUUGUAUAUAUAUUUUGUAAUUUUUUUAUGUACAUGUAUUUUUCUCCAAAAGAAUAUAAGCUCUUUGGGGACA
Messenger RNA from Antechinus flavipes (yellow-footed antechinus), 1444 nucleotides. RefSeq lists its product as uncharacterized. NCBI's taxonomy places the organism in Eukaryota, Metazoa, Chordata, Mammalia, Dasyuromorphia, Dasyuridae. The transcript is spliced from 5 exons. The coding region runs from base 203 to 1162 and encodes 319 amino acids. The record is from RefSeq and is a predicted model, not a curated record.